AUUGACGGCUUCCUCGAAGUUCGUAGGGGGACGGUUGGAGUGAAGCCAUUUUUCGCCCUCUUCGAGUUGAACUCUGAUAUCCAUUCUCACGACAAAUUGGUUGUCAAUGAGAAAAUUCAAGAAUUGGAGGAACUGGCAGCUGAUAUGAUAAUUCUUAACAACGAUAUGGUUUCUUAUAUCAAAGAAAGGGAUGACGGACAUCAUGCCCAUAAUCUUGUGACCAACGUCAUGUACGAAAUGAAUGUCGAUAUUCAUGGUGCGAUGUGUUGGAUCGAGCAGCGGAAUGACCAUAUUAUUCAGCAAUUCCUUACAACGAAGAAGGAGAUCCUUGACUUGGACAAGGAAUUAGAUUGGUAUAUCUGGGGCAUUGGCAAUCUGGUUAGAGGCACCAUUUCCUGGUUUUACGAGAGCGAGCGUUACUUCGGGAAGCGGGGAUUAGAGAUUCAACAAGAUCGUUGGAUAGACCUGUACUUCCGCAAGGAGUAACAUUAUUAACAUAACUUUAAUGAUUCCUUGUAUUUUACCAUAUCAAUUAGAUAGGGCCCGAGGACCCUCCAUGCUUAUCCCAUAUC
Messenger RNA from Serpula lacrymans var. lacrymans S7.9, 572 nucleotides. RefSeq lists its product as uncharacterized. The record is from RefSeq and is a predicted model, not a curated record. The transcript has 2 exons. The coding region runs from base 145 to 486 and encodes 113 amino acids. NCBI's taxonomy places the organism in Eukaryota, Fungi, Basidiomycota, Agaricomycetes, Boletales, Serpulaceae.